Molecule: messenger RNA, 2674 nt
Organism: Callorhinchus milii (elephant shark)
Lineage: Eukaryota; Metazoa; Chordata; Chondrichthyes; Chimaeriformes; Callorhinchidae
Gene: ccser1
Product: coiled-coil serine-rich protein 1
Exons: 12
Coding region: 247-2292 (681 amino acids)
Source: RefSeq, a predicted model, not a curated record
CACAGACAGACAGACAGAGACACACACAGACACACAGACACAGCACAGACUGACGGACGGACUGACGGGGGUUCGGGAUUCCCGGGAAGCGGUCGGAGCGAAGAGAUCUCACGUAAGAUAGAGAGACAGAGAGAGGGAGAGAGAGGCACCUGGUGUAAGCCUAGGAAUGAAUGAGGCAAGAACAAACAGCUGACAGUCGCCGCGGCUCGGAUACAGUCGAUAGAGUUGGCCUGAGGUGUUGCGCCGAUGGGGGACACUGGCUCGAGACGCUCCACCCUUGUCUCCAGGCUGCCGAUAUUCAGACGCAGCUCCGCGAAAAGGCAGGGCUCGUUACCUUCUUCCCCGUCCUCCGCCACCAAUGGAGCCCACACCUCGUCCCCCUCCAGCACCAACUCCAGCUCCAGUAGCGCCGGCAAGCGCCGGGGCAUCUUCCGCGCAGCCUCCAUCGGCUUCCACGGCAAGAAGAGCCACGAGCCGAGGGCGGAGGCCAGGAACUCGGCCCCCCACCUCUCGAACGGCCUCCCUCUCCCGGAGCAGCCGCAGCCAGGCGCGGAGAAGAGCGACGAGGGCGUCAAGUCGAAGGCCAGGCAUCCGUUCGGGUUCCCCGGCAGCUCGAGGGGCAAGAAGAUCACCAGGUCGGUGACCGAGGACUUCGUGAAGGGGAAGGACCCGUCCGCCAACAGGAAUGUGUUCAUCAACUGCAUCAGCGCCGGGAGGUCCAGCUUCGAUGAGGCGGACGAUUCGGGCUUCCCUGACGACGACUCCAAGAAGCUCUCCUCCGCCAAGCACUCCGGCCGGAAACUGCUGCCCAAGUCCUUCUCCACGCAUGCCAAGCUCUCCAAGCAGGCCGCCCGGAGCCAGUCGGCCACGGCGGUGGACAGGCCCGUCGUCUCGCCGCGAGCCCAUGAGGCGGAGAGCGAGCCCGGCAUCGAGGCGCGCCCCCCCGCGUCGGAUUCCAUCUCGGAGGCCGACAAGGAGUCCCCGGGUACGCUCGAGUGUCAGCCCGCGAGCCCUGCCCCUAUCCCCGCGGGCCCGUUCCGGCCGGCCGCUGGUUCCGGACCGAGCCCCUCGCCGCGAGUCGAGCGCGCUCCACGGAAUGAGACCGAGGCCGCCGUUGAAACUCCCGACCGUCAUGGGGAGAAGGGAGCCGAGAGCGGACGGGCGCCCCCGCCUGAACCCGGGACGGCAAGUCCGAAUGCAGGCGAGCGGCGGGCAGGUCAGCGUCCGGAAACGAAGGAGGCUAGUUCGGGAGAAGCCCGGCAAAGGCCGCCCGAUCUCGUCGCAGCGAUCUCCCCCGUCGCGCACGGCGUACCUUCGGUGCGGAACGGUCUGGACGUGCUGGAUCUAUCUGCUGCCGAGGCUUAUAAGCUGCCGAUCGCGAAACCCGUCUCAGUCGCUAAACCUCAGGAGCAGAGCCACGGGACCUCGCAGUCGACAGUGACGGUGAACCGAACCUUUAGCCCCCACCACGAAGAGAGAUGGGUAGAAAGGCGCCUGAGGUCCUCAUCUGAGGGAACGUCUGGAAGCAGAAUGAGCCACAGCAUGAGAGACGGGCGAGUGGAAGAACUGAACAGUCUGAGAAAACCGCGAACAGAUUCAUCGUCUUCGAAGAUGAACAGCAUGGACGUGCUGAACAGAUUGGGAUCCUGCGAUUUGGAUGAGGAUGACUUGAUGCUGGACCUGGAGUUCCCGGAUCAGGGUGACAAUGCUGUGAAACGCUUUGUGGGCCGUGAAGACUCAAACCAGUCCAUCAAGUCGUGCAUUGAAAUCCUGCACUCACCGGUUGAGCGGAAGAUGAAAAUCGAAGGACCAAAAGUCCCAGACGCUCCAAAAGAACCCCCGUCCACCCAGUCUUCGAAGGAAGGUGAGGCCCCCGAAAGUAGAGCGCCCCGCAACACUUGUUGGUCCAGCGUUCCGUCUUUAGACUGGUCGCUGCUGAGAGACGAGGAAAAUGGGGCUCUGGAAGCAAUGUCCUUGAGGUUGAUGAUGCAGGAUUGCACAGCAGUCAAGACGAUGCUUCUGAAACUGAAGAGGAUUCUGCAGGAGAGUGCAGAAAUGAGCCCUGCAAGCAGCACUCACUCACUUCCGGUCAGCCCGAUCACCGAGAUGCCAUUCCCUUUCAAGGACCUGAGGGAUGAAAGUUCGCUUCUCAAGCUUCAAUUAAAGGAGAAAGACCAAUUGAUUUCACAGCUUCGAGAAGAGCUGGAACAGAAGCAACAGUCAAAGAAAGCGAUCUCGUCACGAGCGGACAAAUGCACGCAGACAGAAAUCAGCAGUCACGAUGUCUACUGAGAAAGCCAGAGAUCACCUUCAUCUCUAGAGAAAAAAAAUAUAUAUAAUUUAUUAAUGAAAACCCUAUCUCUGAAACGAGAGAUUGAGACAAAGAGAGAGAGAGAGAGAGAGAGAGAACAUGUUUGACACAAAUGCUUUCUAAAACAGUACAAAAACCUAUUUUACAACAUUUCCAUUAACAAGUCUUGGGACUGGAUGGCCUUUGAAGUUUUUUUUUCAAAAAAUCCUAAACAGAUGUUUUUUCCCUACGACAAACACGUUUACGGGACAGUCUUGUUGUUUUUUUAAGAAAGUUUUUACAAAGCACACUGCUGUAAAACAAGAAGAAAAUAUUUCUCUGUACAGUGUAUUUUUAAAUAAAUAUGUACAUCUUGUGUUUUUC